Messenger RNA from Tuber melanosporum (Perigord truffle), 96 nucleotides. RefSeq lists its product as uncharacterized. The transcript is spliced from 3 exons. NCBI's taxonomy places the organism in Eukaryota, Fungi, Ascomycota, Pezizomycetes, Pezizales, Tuberaceae. The coding region runs from base 1 to 96 and encodes 31 amino acids. The record is from RefSeq and is a predicted model, not a curated record.
AUGAUGUUCUCAUCUACUCGGAAAACCUGUAACCACAUCAGAAGAAUGUCAGCAAUAUUAUCACCUUGCGAACACAGUAGGUGGGUUGGUUCUUGA